ACGUUCAGCACACAAGCAGAUAUGACGAAAAUCCGUUUGUUGUUGAAAUACAGUACUUAAUUAAAAAAAACUUCAUGUGCGUCUUCCACCAUGCAGGUAAAUAUCCCCUUGAUACACCACUUCCACAAAACUCAUCACUAUGGGAAGAGGAGGGAUGUUGAUAAUUCCUUGACCGAUAAAUCGCCGUACCGACGAUGAAUCUGAAGUGAUGUUUUAUCAAGCCACUGAUUCUAUCAAUUUUGACAUUCAUGCUACGUUUUUUGCAGUUCAAUGCUGCAGUGAAUUUAUCAAGCACAGGAACAUCGAUUCUAAGACCGAUGAUGCCAAUGAAGUCUGUGUGCCGCGGAAAGUUCAUUUCACUGAUGUAGAAAAAUUGUCUUAUGCUGAGCAAACAAAAAGCCCCAGAGAGUUUUUUGACUUGGUCACCACCUUGGACGUGUGCGGCAUAGAGUUGUGGGAAAUAAUAGAGGGCCGUAUUGAAAGGGCCAGAAAGGAGCAAGAUGAAGAUUUUGCUAAAGAGCUCGGAAUAAUUGUAGACUCUGCUGGCUUACAACUGACCAUGCCUUACCAAUGGUUUAUGUGGUACCACCAGGACGGGGAAUGGCGCUGAAAGUCAGACAGGACUCUUUACUCACUAUGGAAAUGACGACUUUUCAAAAUAUGACUCUAAUAGACAAUUUUUCUUUUAUCUAAGUUUUUAAUAAUCUCUAUUGUUUUUAAUUAGUGUAUGCUCCUGUUAAUUAUCAACCAAAUAAAAAAGAUCGCUUGCCAUAACCUUAUUUCUAAAAAACAGUUUAAAAUAUUAAAUGUUGUUUUUAGAAAACGUGUACAAAUAAUAAAUGAAUAAAUAAACACUGCCAAUUAAAGCUGUUAGCACGAGUUUUCAGUAGUCUACUGUACAGUAUAAUAUCAAAGAACUAACUGAAAAACCAAAGUAGAACGUGGUGUGUCUACCAGCUUAAAAAACAUUACCAAUAAAUCGAAACAUUCGAAAAUAGCGGAGGUUUUAAUCACACCAAGAAGGUCAGUAACUCGCAUAUAGUAUCCCAUCCCAUCCCACACACGUCAAAACUCAUACUUUAGAGUGAAUAUUCAGUUGUUCUAAGAGUUUUUUCUCUUUGAAGUUAUAAUGCAUCAGAGAACUGCGUAGUACAUACCCAGAAAUACAAUUUUUAAUCAGGUAAAUGCCCAUUUGAGCUUUAGAUGUCAAUAAGGCAUUUCAAUUUUUAAUUUGUAAAUCCACCACUAUCUUU
Lingula anatina is the source of this 1253-nucleotide messenger RNA. RefSeq lists its product as uncharacterized. The record is from RefSeq and is a predicted model, not a curated record. Lineage: Eukaryota; Metazoa; Brachiopoda; Lingulata; Lingulida; Lingulidae.